This is a messenger RNA of Hypoxylon fragiforme, 959 nucleotides long. RefSeq lists its product as uncharacterized. Lineage: Eukaryota; Fungi; Ascomycota; Sordariomycetes; Xylariales; Hypoxylaceae. The record is from RefSeq and is a predicted model, not a curated record. The annotation marks the transcript as partial. The transcript has a single exon.
GCUCAAUUAUGCUCAACUCCCCAGAAAAUCCUAAUUUUAUGGAUUUGUUUACCUCAAUUACAGUACAUUCACUCUAUGAUGAAAAUUGAGACUGACAAGAACUGAAAUAGACACCUGUCUUCUAGACUUUAACGAAUCUCCUCACGUCGCCUUGCUUACUCGGAAACAUGGCCACAUCCCAGGCCGCACUCGACGAUCAGCUUCAUCCGGUGACGGGAAACGGCACACCAUGUCGGCGCAGAAAAUCGAGCCUCAGCGCAAACCACUCCCCUCGUCAGAUUGGGUUCAGGCGAACCACCAAGUCCAAGAAGGUCCGGUCUCUUUUGCGCCGUUCAUGGAGCAUACCAUUCUUCAUCCUGCUGGCCUUCGGAUUGGUUUACGCCCUUAACCCGACCGAGUCUAAUAUCGUCCACCGCUUCAUGUUUAUGUCCUACAAGGUAGAAAACGACGAUGGUCCAGCCCAAUACGGAAAAGGCCGCUGGGAUUUCGCCUUCGUCUGCUUUUACACCGUUUUCUUGUCCUUCACGCGCGAAUUCAUCAUGCACGAGAUAUUGCGCCCCGUAGCUAGCGCAUGUGGCAUCAAGUCGAAGGGCAAGCAGUCGCGCUUCAUGGAGCAGAUGUACACAGCGGUCUACAUAUCCUUCAUGGGGCCUUUGGGGUUGUACUGCAUGAAACGGUCGCCAGUCUGGUACUUCAACACCCGGGGCAUGUACGAGGCGUAUCCGCACAAGGUGCAAAGUGGUGAACUCAAGUUCUAUUACUUGGUCCAGGCUGCCUUCUGGACGCAGCAGGCCAUCGUGAUGUUGCUAGGGAUGGAGAAGAGGCGCAAGGACUUCAAGGAGCUUGUCGCGCAUCACAUUGUCACCAUUGCGCUUAUUUUCCUCAGUUACAGGUUUCACUUCACUUAUAUGGGCAUUGCUAUUUACAUCACGCACGACAUUAGUGAUUGGUUUCUUGCG